Mesorhabditis belari is the source of this 1590-nucleotide messenger RNA. Lineage: Eukaryota; Metazoa; Nematoda; Chromadorea; Rhabditida; Rhabditidae. The record is from the annotation of a GenBank genome assembly.
AUGAUGACGUUUAGAGGGGUUACAAAGGAUUUGACUACUUUUGAUGCUUUUUGGGAAACGCCAAGCAUUAGUUGCUCGGUUCCUUCUCCAUUUGCCGACAAAUCCCAAGACGAAGAAUCAUCAGAUGGCGAGCAAUCAUCCCCUAGCAAGGGAAGCUUCCCCGAUUUGUCAAAUUCUAUAUCAUUUGUUUCAAACUGGGAAUCCUUUAAUUCGGCUACAUUUGUCGGCAUGCCACCACCACCGGCUAAAUAUUCAAAUGAAAGGAUCAAUGCAUCUGAUAUGGUUGAUCGUAGACGGAAGCUUCAAGACACUUCGAUCACGGAUUCGGUCCAAAGUAUACCACCCUGCCCGCCAAAGAGAUCUUGUAAAGUCAGUCAGGUUUUCUCCGCAGAUUUUUCAACAACUUUCUUUCACUCAACGAUUAGCAGCUUUUCGCCCUUACCUGAAACAAAAAGCAAUUCUAUCGGAUACAACUCUCAAUCAUCAGAAUUUUCCCAUCAACGCCGUCUCGGGUUAAUGGUCGAACUUACGUUCGAUUACGGGACUCAUCUUUGCAAUCCAGAAGACUCGAUUCUUACGUACGAAAUAUUGCGCCAACGAGAAAUAUCAGCUAAUGCCAUCAAAGAAAACUUUCUCCAACAACUUUAUUGCUCGAUGCCUGGCGUGGCUCAAGUUCGACGUGCAGUCUUGAGGAAAAUGUUUGUUGCUGUUGAGGAUAAAGAGUACAAUCAAGAGACGUUUCACUUGGCAGCCUAUUUUCUAGACGUUGCUUUGUCAGCCAUGAUUCCUAGAACAGAGGAAACAAUCUUUAAAAUGGGAGCAGCAGCGUUAGUCCUUGCUUCAAAGAUGGAAGAAUACAAUCCAUUACACUUUUCGAACGUUUGUGGCGAUGGUGCUCACGCAAUUACCAAAGUGUUAAUGAAAGAGCUGGCCAGCUUUGAAAAAGUCAUGCUUGCGGCACUAAGAUGGCGACUUGAGGUAGCAACGCCUUACACCUUUGCGAAUUUUCUGCACACCGUCGUUCAAAGUUCAAAAGAACAAAUUUUAUUCGCGAUGUAUUUGCUACACCAUUCCCUGCUCAAUGAUCAGUGCCGUCGAUGGAAAAGCUACCUAACGGCUCAUGCUGCCAUUAUAGUAGCACAUGUAUUGAUACCAACUACAAAAACUAAAUAUUAUUGUGCCGAAGUGCUGCUGAAUUUGGUCGUGAAACAACUUCAUCCCACUACAAUGCUACGUUUGGACUCUGUUCGGGAAAUUUGCUUGCAUCUCAUCGAAACUUACGAAACUGUGGUUUCCGCACGCAGUACCAAUGUUUCUUUACCUCCGAUAUCUGAAUGGCCGAUCUGCCUAAGGGCUGACUUUUGGCGAAUCGCUCGCACAAAGAAAGAAUUAAAGACGAAGCCACUUCUGGCAUCAAGUCUCAGCCAGCAUACAACACAAGACAUGGCUGGGUCGGAAUACCUCUACUCGACGAUCAGCGAAUUUGACCAAACCGAUUGUAGCGAAUUAAAUUCUGAUGAAAUAGAUAUGGACCAAACAAGUGACUUAAUUGCUGACGCCACUCACUCUUUCCAGGAUCCUUUUGAUUUU